Rosa rugosa (rugosa rose) is the source of this 3589-nucleotide messenger RNA. Its product is annotated as pentatricopeptide repeat-containing protein At4g19440, chloroplastic-like. The coding region runs from base 184 to 2649 and encodes 821 amino acids. The record is from RefSeq and is a predicted model, not a curated record. Lineage: Eukaryota; Viridiplantae; Streptophyta; Magnoliopsida; Rosales; Rosaceae. The transcript has 4 exons. Gene Ontology annotation, molecular function: protein binding.
CUUCUCCUUUUUUUUUUUUUUUUUUUUAUAGGAGGAAAAGCAAAGCCUUCUCCCGUGUUCUGUUUGGUUGCCCCUAUAAUCGUGGCUAGUUCACAUCCUCUAAAAACCCUCAUGAAAUUCAUGGCUGCAUUCGCCCUUUGAUAAAAACCCCAAACCCUGAAGGGCCUCCUCCUCCUCGUGUCAAUGGAGCUGAGAAGGGUUUCAAUCUCGAAACCUUGCUCUUUCUUAAUCAAACGCCCAUUAAGCUGCGUCCCACGUCCUCAGCCUCCGGCGCCGCCGCCGCCUCCGAAUAACCAGAGAUUACUUGACCGGGUAUCCUCUCUUCUCUCAAACUCAUCUUUCAAGUACCCUCAAUGUAGAUCUCUCAUAUCCCUCUUGUCCCCUCAUGAAUUCGAUGCCCUCUUCUAUUCCGUCGCCACUUCCCCCUCCUCCAAUGUCAACCCCAAAACCGCUCUCCGUUUCUUUCACUUGGCUUCUAAAGCUUUUAACUUCCAUUUUACCCUCGCCUCUUAUUGCCUUUUGGUUCGUGUACUAAUUCUUUCCAAUCUUAACUCGCCUGCGAGAUUGCUUUUGAUCCGCUUGAUUGAUGGCAAUGUGCAAGCUUUGUAUGCUCUCCCGCCCGCUGAUAGGCACAUUGAGAUAGCCAUGGCUAUGUCCCACUUCAAAACCGCCUCCGAAAGAUCUGCUGUGCAUCAGGCGUUGGAUAUGUUGAUUCAUCUUUACUGUACUCAGUUCAAGGAUUUGGGUUUUUGUUCUGCCGUUCAUGUUUUUGAGUUUUUCUCUAAUAAGGCUAUGUUUCCGUCCCUCAAGACUUGCCAUUUUUUGUUGAAUUCUUUAGUCAAGGCGGACCAACUUGAUAAGAGCUACCGUGUGUUUGAAGUUCUGUCUCGUGGUGUUUCUCCGGAUGUUUACUUGUUUACUACUGCAAUUCAAGCAUUUUGUAAGGGAGGGAAGGUUGAUGAGGCAUUAGGUUUGUUCUCUAAAAUGGAGGCACUUGGCACUGCUCCAAAUGUUGUUACUUACAACAAUGUUAUUCACGGGUUAUGUAAGAGCAGAAGAUUAGAGGAGGCUUUCCAAUUCAAGGACAAGAUGGUACAAAACAAUGUGAAUCCCAGUCUGACAACAUAUGGUGUGCUCCUUAAUGGUUUGAUUAAGUUGGACAAGUUUGACGACGCAAAUCAUGUUUUGAAGGAAAUGUAUAGUAAGGGAUUUGUCCCCAAUGAGGUUAUUAUUAACAUAUUGAUUGACGGCUAUUGUAAAACGGGAAGUACUAGUGAGGCACUGAAGUUAAGGGAUGAAAUGUUAUCCAAUGGGGUAACUCCAAAUUCUGUUACCAUUAACUCCCUACUGCAGGGAUUUUGUAAAAGCAACCACUUUGAGCAUGCUGAGCAGGUCUUAGAUAAGGUGCUAUCCAGUGGUUCAUCUGUAGACCAAGUCGUUUGUUUCUCAGUCAUUCACUCGUUAUGCAAGAACUCUAGGUUUGAUUCUGCACUGAAAUUCACAAUUGAAAUGCUAUUAAGAAACUUCAGGCCCAGCGAUAACUUGCUUACAACAUUGGUUGUUGGGCUCUGUAAAGAUGGAAAGCAUUCUGAGGCAUCUCAGCUUUGGUUUAGGCUAUGGGAGAAAGGGUUUGCAGCCAACACAGUGACCUCAAAUGCUCUAAUUUAUGGAGUUUGUGAAUCUGGUAGCAUGCAAGAGGUUGCUAGGCUACUCAAGGAAAUGGUAAAGAGAGGCUUGGUAUUGGAUAGGAUCUCAUGCAACACACUCAUCUUGGGUUGGUGCAAGGAGGGAAAAGUGGACGAAGCUUUUAAGAUUAGGGACUGGAUGGGUAAGAAAGGAAUUUUGCCAGACACAUAUACUUACAAUUUGCUAAUGCAUGGUCUAUGUAAUAUGGGAAAAGUGGAUGAUGCUGUUAAACUUUGGGAGGAGUGCAGAAAACAUGGUCUUGCCGAUGUCUAUACAUAUGGGGUGAUGAUAGAUGGGUACUGUAGAGCUGACAGAAUUAAAGACGGUGAAGACCUAUUUAUUGAGUUGGUGACUAAGAAACUUCAGCUGAAUUUCAUUGUUUAUAAUACGCUUAUAAGAGCAUACUGUACAAAUGCGAACAUGAUUGGAGCCCUUGGUCUCUGCUGCGACAUGAAGAAGAAGGGUAUUGAACCAACUUGUACCACAUAUUCUUCUCUUAUACAUGGGAUGUGCAAUAUUGGUAAUGUCGAAGAUGCAGAAUACCUUCUUGAUCAAAUGAGGAAGGAGGGUUUGUUGCCCGAUGUUGUUUGCUACACUGCACUAAUUCAUGGUUAUUGUAAGCUAGGCCAGAUGGAUAAAGUAGGGAGUGUUCUUGGAGAGAUGUCUUCAUAUAACGUACAACCUAAUAAGAUUACAUACACUGUCAUGAUUGAUGGGCAUUGUAAACUAGGUAAUAUGGAAGAAGCAACUAAACUUCUAUGCGAGAUGGAAAAAAAGGGAAUUGUCCCGGAUGCUGUCACUUACAAUGCCUUAACAAAUGGAUUUUGCAAGGAAAGGAUGGUGGAAGAAGCUUUUGAAGUUUGUGAUCAAAUGUUCAGUAAAGGUCUAGCUUUAGAUGAAAUUACCUAUACGACAUUGGUUAGUGGGCUGCAUCAAACAGCUACAUGUGCAGACGAGGAAUGAUAUGGAAACCUUUAAAAGGGUCCUAUACUUACUCUUUUCUAAGGACUGCUUGUUGUUGACGAUUGAAUACAUCUGCUUACCAUCUCCAAAAUGAUACUUGAGCUUGAGAGGCAAGGAAUUUUUGAUAUAAUAACCUUGGCAGGGAACUGUGGCCUUAGAACUCAUUCUCCAAUAAUGCCAGUCUUUGAUUGCUCAUAUGAAACAUUUCCUUGAUAGCUUACUCAGCAAUCCCUAUGUAAGUUGGUGGUUUAAAGCUACUGUUGAUAAUUUCACGCCAUGGCAUAUUAAGGCAUCAAUACCUAAGCUAGAUCUUAUGGGCAUUCUGUUAUUGGGUGUGCAUGCAUGUGUAUAAAAGACACAUAUAUCUCAUAGUACUUUUUUUUUUUUUGGUCUGAAUGCUAUGAGGUAUUUAUACUAUGUUAAAACUUGGUUUUAUAUCUAGAUGACUUGAUAUUUUCCUGGUUUUGUGCAUGCAAUGAAUAUUUGGGGAGCAAUUCUGUCUUCAAACAGUCACUUGUUUAGCAUUUUUAACUCGAAAGUUUCACAUUGUGGCAACAGAGCUGUUUUCCUCUAUUUAUGAACUCACUCUCCAGUAUCUAUGUCUUACAUGCAUGGAAAAACUGAAAUUUUCUCAUUGGAGUACUUUAUAUAGUAAUAGCAAUUGUUAGAAGUUAUUUUACUUUUUAUAUAUGAGAUGCUUAAUAUGGUACGGAUAAAUAACAGCAAGAACACAGAAAAGAGAUCAGCCUUCUAGUAGCUACUGAAUUAUUUCAAAGUGAUAAUCUGAAGGCAAAAUCUUAAUGCCAUUCCACAAAUUCACUGUAAUUCAGUUUUUAGUUUCUCAAGUUAUUCAAAUAGAAACUCGGGUUUUCAUUUCAUCUGCUCUCGAAGUUGCAUUAGAGUCCCUCGCUGGAGAUAUCUCCUUGUGCACUACUGAAAC